AUGCGGGCAGCCACUCUCUUGAUUUCUUUGGCCGCUGCCACUUUCUACAUCGCCCGCGCGCAAGACCCGGAAUCCUCGCUCGUCUUUUCAUCAAUUGAACCUGCGGCAACCGUUGUCGAAACACCGCCUGAAGCCGGAGUCAAACUCUUCACAGAGGAGACGCUGCAGAUCACCGACGAAGUCGUUAACGAGCUUCUAACCAACGAGGAAACUGCCGAGUACGCAGACCUCUUCGCCUUCGCAGACAGCACUCUCGGCGAUGAGGGUAGCGCAACCUCGCAACGAAGGCGUCGACGUCUGCGCAGACAGCAGAGCUCAGGAUGCAAAUCCACGCCGGGGGAUCCGCGAUGGCCGAAUGCCGAGAGGUGGGAUGUUUUCAAUCGACUUCUAGGUGGGGCACUUGAGAAAGUCGUGCCCAUUGCGUCCGUUUGCUAUCCGAACUCUGAGUUCAACAACUACGAUGCGGCUCAAUGUGCGAAGAUCACGAAUGAGUGGCACGUCGAUCGAACGCACGCGGACAGUGACUCCUCCAUCAUGUUUCCCCUCUUCUACGGUGAGACUUGCGUUCAAGGGACGGAUAAAACAGCAUCCUCAGCCUGCACCCUGGGAGGUUACUCUUCCUACUCGGUCCACGUGAGCAAUGUCGCUCAAAUCCAGCUCGCCGUCAACUUUGCGCGCUCAUCCAACCUCCGUUUGGUCAUCAAGAAUACCGGGCAUGACUACAAUGGGCGCUCAACCGGCAAGCAUGCUCUCAGUUUGUGGACACAUAACCUGAAGAAGAUCCAGUAUGUGCCGAAUUAUACAAGCUCGACCUAUAGCGGACCUGUCUUUAAAGUUGGUGCCGGCGUUCAAGGAUUCGAGUUGUAUGAGGCUGCGGAAAGGCAUGGCGUGACCGCCGUUGCGGGUAUCUGUCCUAGCGUCGGCGUUUUUGGUGGAUAUACCAGUGGUGGAGGUCACGGCCCCGUCAUGCAGCUCUUCGGUAUGGGUGCCGAUCAGAUUCUUGAGCUUCAAGUCGUCACAGCCGACGGUCGCUUCGUCACUGUUUCCCCCAACAAGAACUCUGACCUCUACUGGGCUAUGCUUGGAGGUGGAGGAGGCACCUUUGGCAUCAUCACUUCCGCCGUCGUCAAGGUCCAUCCGAAGAUUCCAGUAACCACCAGCGUUUGGAGCUUUACCUCUGGUCCCGUGGGUCCGGAAGUUUUCUGGGAAGCUGUAAAAUUCUUCUGGGACGAGAUGCCCAAGUACAACGCCGCCAAGACGUACUCGUACUUCACCGUGAUCCGGCCCUUCCCUGGCUUUUACGUCUUCGACAUGAACCCAUUUUUCGCCACCAAGAUGACUGUGGAGCAGUUCAACAGCCUGACUGCACCAUUCUUUGCAAAAUUGUCAGCCCUUGGUAUCCCCUACAACAUCGAAACCAAAUACCACACAAGCUUUUACCCAGCUUACCAGGCCACCUUUGCCACGCUCGAUUUCGCUAUCGGAAACACGGGGUCGACGCCUGGUACCCGUAUCCUGCCCAAAGAAAACUGGGAGGAUGCUGCACUCCGAAAUGCCACCUUCGCCGCUGUUCGCGACGCAGUUGACAAGGCACUUCUCAUCCAAGGCUAUCACCAAGCACCUUCAUCUGACGUAACCGUUGCCAAUUCAGUGAAUCCUGCAUUCCGCAAUGAAGCCGGCAUGAUCAUUGCUAUCAACUCCAUCACGGAUAUGUCGCCUGCCGGACUGAAAGCAGGAAAUGAGUACUUCACAAACGAGAUUCUUGGACCAAUCCGUGAAGUCACGCCCUUAGGAGGUGCGUAUGGAAACGAGGCGGAUAUUUCUGAACCCAACUGGCAGCAAGCGUUCUGGGGCGAUAACUAUGCAAGGUUGCUGAGCAUUAAACAGAAAUGGGACCCUACUGGCCUGUUUUAUGUCCAUCAUGGCGUGGGCAGCGAGGAUUGGGUUGUCCAAGAUGGAGAGAGGGGGGUGCAGACACAGGAUGGAAUGCUUUGUCGCGUGUGACACCUUCUCCAG
Molecule: messenger RNA, 2016 nt
Organism: Westerdykella ornata
Lineage: Eukaryota; Fungi; Ascomycota; Dothideomycetes; Pleosporales; Sporormiaceae
Product: FAD binding domain-containing protein
Exons: 2
Coding region: 1-2004 (667 amino acids)
Molecular function (GO): oxidoreductase activity; FAD binding
Source: RefSeq, a predicted model, not a curated record